AGUUGCACACCUGAGUUGCCAUUCGUAAGCUAGUAAAUAAUUACGCGGGAAAUUAAUAAUUUAACCUAAUUUUUGUAUUUUGUGUUUCUAUAUAGUUUAUAGUCGGACUAUAGUAGUUAUUUAAGUUCUUUUCGUUUGUGUUUAAUUAACAAUAAAAAUGGAUAGAUGUGGUCGUGUUACAAGAUCAUCAGCAAGGAAAAAUAAUAUUAAAGUAAGCAUGCCAGAAACAAAUUCUUCUAAAGUAAAGAAAUCUACGAGUAAAUUAAACACUGCAGAUUGUCUUGAAGGAAUUGAAUCGGGUUAUUAUAAAGCAAAAAUGGACUCUGAUGAUAGUGAUUUGGAAAUUAUUGAAAAUAUUUCCAUCAAAAAAAUUGCAAAAGCUAGAGUAAAAAUAAAAAUGUCUGAAAGGAAACAACCACAAAUAGAAUCUGAUAAUGAGGACGAAAGAGUGCAAAACAAUGUUUAUAGAAAUAGAAAAGUAGAAAUUCUACAGGAGCAAAAAAAAAGUGUAAAGCCACAAAAUGUGGCUGUAAUACAUUCAAAUGUGAAUAACAGUAAGGAAGUAUUAAAAGAAAUACAUGAACCACAGAAAGGCACACCGAAACAGAAAAGGUCAUUAACUGCUGUAAAUGAACUGGAAGCAAUUUCUCAAGUUACCCCACCAAAACAAAGGAAAUCAAAUGAUAAUUCUCUGUUUAGUCCAUCAAGUUUAUUAGAAAAAUUGGAAUUGAAUAGUCCUCCUCCUAAAGAAAAUAAAAGCAAGCCAAAGAAAUUGUUUGAAUCUGAAACAAUAUAUCAGAGUGCUAGAAAGGCACUACAUAGUACAGUUCCUGUUCAAAUGCCUGGUCGUGAAAAUGAACAUAAGCAGUUGAGGGAUUUUAUAAAAUGCCAUUUAAUGAACAAAACAUCUGGUACAUUGUAUGUUAGUGGACCACCAGGAACAGGAAAAACUGCAUCAUUAUCUACAAUAUUACAACAGCCAGAUAUAAUUACUGAAUUUAAAGAAGUAUAUGUAAAUUGCACAGCUAUAAAAUCAUCAGGUUCAAUUUAUUUAAGAAUUAUACAAGAACUUGGAAUCAAAUCAUCUAGUCGCACAGAAAAAGAUUCUGUUGCAGCCAUAGAAAAUUAUUUGUCCACAAACCAUAAAAUGAUUUUACUGGUACUUGAUGAGAUUGAUCAAUUGGAAAGUAAAAAGCAGUCAGUCUUGUACACAAUAUUUGAAUGGCCAUCAAGGAAAAAUUCUAAGAUAAUAUUAAUUGGGAUUGCUAAUGCAUUAGAUUUAACUGAUAGAAUCUUGCCAAGAUUGCAGGCUAGAUGUGAAUUGAAACCUCAACUAAUGCAUUUUGCUCCAUACUCUAAACAACAGAUUGUUGAAAUUUUUACUGAUAGAUUGAGAUCAGCUGGUGUUCUUGAUUUGUUUGUGCCUGUAGCAGUCCAAAUGUUAGCUGGAAAAGUGGCUGCAAUUUCAGGCGAUGUAAGGAAGGCCCUAGAUAUAGGAAGGAGAGUUAUUGAAAUUGCUGAGAAACAUAAGAAAGAAGAAUCUGAUAAAAAAGUUGAUUUGAAACAUGUUAUGGGAGUUUUAAAUUCCGUCUAUGGUACAUCAAACAAUUUAAAUGAAGAUAAUGAUGAUUCAUUCCCGCUUCAACAAAAAAUUAUAGUUUGUACCUUAUUAUUAAUACUUAAGAAGGCCAGGAACAAAGAUAUUACUGUAGGGAAAUUACAUGAAGUAUAUAAAAAAGUGUGCGGAGUUCGGAAUUUGUCGGGCGUCGAUCAAGCUGAAUUCGUGGGACUUUGCUCUUUGAUUGAAACAAAAGGUAUUAUUCGUGUAAGCGGUAAAAAGGAACCCAGGUUGCAUAAAAUUAAUCUUGAAUGGGACGAAGAAGAAGUUGCUGCAGCAUUAAAGGAUAAACAAUUAAUGGCAACCAUUUUACAAGACUCUAGUGUUCUAGGGAAAAUGUAAUUUUAACCAAUGAUAAAUAAAAUUCAAUAAUUUAUGAUUUCA
Molecule: messenger RNA, 2002 nt
Organism: Nicrophorus vespilloides
Lineage: Eukaryota; Metazoa; Arthropoda; Insecta; Coleoptera; Silphidae
Gene: Cdc6
Product: cell division control protein 6 homolog
Exons: 2
Coding region: 158-1960 (600 amino acids)
Biological process (GO): mitotic DNA replication checkpoint signaling; DNA replication initiation; cell division
Cellular component (GO): nucleus
Molecular function (GO): DNA replication origin binding; ATP hydrolysis activity
Source: RefSeq, a predicted model, not a curated record